This is a messenger RNA of Macaca mulatta (Rhesus monkey), 1038 nucleotides long. NCBI's taxonomy places the organism in Eukaryota, Metazoa, Chordata, Mammalia, Primates, Cercopithecidae. The record is from RefSeq and is a predicted model, not a curated record.
AUGAGGCUGGUGGUUCAGGCAUCCUAUGAGUCCGAGGGGAGGCCGCUGGCCUUGUGGUGCUUACAGAGACAUGCAGCGGCUGUGAUCCACAUUGGGGGUGAGAAACAAGAUGUGAGGCUGCAGACACCUGAGAGGCACUGUGGGGGCAGCACCCCACAGGCAGAGGCAAACGGUGGGCAUGCAGUUUCCCUUCCCAUCUGGUGUCCACUGGCAGCUGGCAACCCCAUGCGGAGACCUUUGGAGAGUACUGCGCAGGCUGCAAAUGUCUGCAUUAAAACAGCUCUGCUGGGCUACGACAGGACAGAAGCAGACAGCAGGGGCUGUGACCGCCGGCUUCUCUGCCGCCCUAGGAUGGUGGAACACUGUCUACACAUGUUCGACCGGAUAGUCAUCUAUUUCUUCAUAGCGGCUUCCUACGCACCCUGGCUGAACCUUCGGGAGCUGGGCCCCUGGGCCUCCCACAUACGCUGGCUGGUCUGGAUUAUGGCUUCCGUGGGCACCAUCUAUGUCUUCUUCUUCCAUGAGCGGUACAAGCUUGUGGAGCUUCUCUGCUACAUCGUGAUGGGCUUCUUCCCUGCCCUGGUCAUCCUCUCCAUGCCCAACACCGAGGGCAUCUGGGAGCUGGUGACCGGAGGGGUCUUCUACUGCCUGGGCAUGGUCUUCUUCAAGAGUGACGGGAGGAUCCCCUUUGCCCACGCCAUCUGGCAUCUCUUUGUAGCAUUUGGUGCUGGUACCCACUACUAUGCCAUCUGGAGAUACCUCUAUCUGCCCAGCACCCUGCACACCAAGGUGUCCAAAUGAGGUGACCCAGACUCCAGAGGUCACUUGGGCUUUAGGAGUGCAGCACCACAGGAAGUGUUUUGGCGAACGUUAACCCAGAGCACAGCGCGAAGGCCUGUCUUCCCUUCAUUGGGUAGAGUUCUUGAUGGCUCUGAGGUGACUUCUGGUGACGACCAGAUCGUCCCUCGAGUCCCCAGCGAGAAAGAAAGCAUUUAGCCAUUCUCACAGAGGAGAAAUUAACCCUGUAAUGUGUUUCUA